This is a messenger RNA of Dissoconium aciculare CBS 342.82, 1729 nucleotides long. RefSeq lists its product as uncharacterized. Bases 93 to 1586 code for a protein of 497 amino acids. Lineage: Eukaryota; Fungi; Ascomycota; Dothideomycetes; Mycosphaerellales; Dissoconiaceae. The transcript has a single exon. The record is from RefSeq and is a predicted model, not a curated record.
AGAUGGUGGAGGAUUUGGGAGAAGAGCGUCGUUACCAAGUUGCGAAUCAACGUAAGACCACUUCGACCGAGCAUGCUUGCUCGCAAGUCUAAAUGUAUUUGAUGCAGGCGUUGACACCCAUAACGAUUAUAGUUGCCGGAGAGGAGAAGGCGAUACGAAUCCCAGAAGAUCAACUUGACGGUCAGUCACACCGAAGAAAUAAGACGCCGACCGCUCAAGUCGUUGCUGCGCCAUUCUCGCACCACCGUGGCAAUGACAACAUUUAUCAAGGCCUGCAGAGAGUUGGACACCCUCAAAGGCCUGCUGGGGAACGUGCAGGAUCACCUUCGAGACAUGGUAAGGUCAAGUGGGUUCGCGACCAACUCGUAAAUUCAUCCCAGAGUACAUUGCCACAGAGCCCACAAGGUGUGACUAUGAGCAAUGCCGCUCCUACUCCGCGUCCAAAAGACCGGUCUAUCCAACGGCCUGCCGCAAACAUGACCGCCUUCGAGUCUGAUUCCAAUCGCGGCCGUUUGGUAGAUCAACAGCGGUCUCCAAUGUCAGUGCCAACUUCACAGGUCAUACAGCGGCAAGGCUCAUCGAUUUGUUCACGAAGCGGAUCAACAUUUGACUCGAUCCGAGCUAGCCUUGGUCUAUCCUCGAGUACCGGGCCCGAUUUACCUAUAGAUAACCACGGCCUGCGUGCCAGGGAGAUCCUUCAGAAAGCUCGAGAUCUCUCGCCGGAACAACAGGCUGACCUCAGAGAGAAAAAUGACAAGCAGUCGACAUCCCUGCGAAUGGCUUCAAAGGCACUAAAAUCUGCAAAGUCGCCGACGCCCUUUACUGUUCUCUACUAUCGAACGGCGUCUGAUCUUGAGAAGAAGCUGUUCGCCGCUGCGAAGGAGAUGCUCGCCGAGAAUGUCGAGCCAAUCGCAACGCACACCACGACAGCUUUGAAGGAUACUCAAAACAUUUCUAAUCAGCGAAGAGACAGUGCUUACGAUGAAGAGAAGUUGAAUGCAAGCAAUUAUCACGCGGCAAGUUUGAAGGAUGCUCCGAACAGUCCCGAUCAAAACGGUGCUCACGACGAACACAGUUCGACUGCGGGCAAUGAUUACAUAACAUCCUCGACUAUUACUCGAUCUGGACCAGCCUCUGGUACGGAGUCUGUGGAGAUGACACCGCAAGGAUCGACAGGGAUUUUCAAGCAAACAACACAAGGCUCGCUUACUGCAAUCAUCUCCUCGGUCGGCGCGGUCUGUAAGGCUUGGCACUGGCAAAUAUCUCUGCCUGUAAACAUCGAUGUCAAGAUGACGGCACUCGAGCCAGGAUACGACACUUAUGAUCUGCUCCAGAAAGUUCAUCAGACAUUGGAGGAGAUGACGGCCAUUACAGAUCGCUCUGAUCUCGCUUCUGAUGGUCUGAUCGAUUCGACUGCCGUCCAUGUCGCUCGUAGAGACGAGUCCUCCCCUAGGAGAAUGCCCGGCAACUUGGGCAGCGGUUCCUGCGGAGAGCAAGCUGCGAAACCACUGGCGAGCGAGUCAGACGGUGAAGUUAUGUCCACUGCACAAGACGUUGCCGAUUGGCUGCGUGAAGGCAUUUUCUGAUCUGAUUUGCAUGAAAGUUAUGAGGACACAUGUGACGCGUCAUGCAAAUGCUCACAUUUGGAAGCGUUCAGGGAGAGGCCUGGAUCAGAGGGCAAAUGCCACUCACUCAGAUGAGUAGAGAGAUCAAGGCUGACAUGUCUGUG